Messenger RNA from Gavialis gangeticus (Gharial), 4741 nucleotides. It is a transcript of the gene HERC3, whose product is annotated as HECT and RLD domain containing E3 ubiquitin protein ligase 3. The transcript has 24 exons. Gene Ontology annotation, biological process: protein ubiquitination; ubiquitin-dependent protein catabolic process. NCBI's taxonomy places the organism in Eukaryota, Metazoa, Chordata, Crocodylia, Gavialidae. Bases 39 to 3191 code for a protein of 1050 amino acids. The record is from RefSeq and is a predicted model, not a curated record. Gene Ontology annotation, cellular component: cytosol. Gene Ontology annotation, molecular function: ubiquitin protein ligase activity.
GCAGGAUAAAUCUACAUGACUUGCUGAAAGAAGAGAAAAUGUUAUGCUGGGGCUACUGGUCUUUUGGCCAGCCUGGGAUAGGUAGCAAUCUGCAAGUAAUCAUUCCAGAGCCCCAGGUAUAUGGAUUCAUUCAUGACAGAAAUGUCAAGGAGGUGGCUUGUGGAGGAAACCAUUCUGUCUUCCUACUGGAGGAUGGGGAAGUCUAUACCUGUGGGAUGAAUACCAAAGGACAGCUGGGCCAUGAACGAGAAGGAAACAAACCAGAGCAAAUUGGAGCAUUGGCAGAUCAGCACAUAGUGCGCAUUGCCUGCGGAGAGUCUCACAGCGUGGCACUCAGUGAGCAGGGCCAGCUCUUUGCGUGGGGUGCUGGGAGCGAUGGACAGCUGGGGCUUACUACCAUUGAAGAUUCAGUGGCAGUUCCAAGGUUAAUAAAGAAAUUGAACCAGCAGACGAUACUGCAGGUCUCCUGUGGCAGUUGGCAUUGCCUUGCUCUCUCUGCCGAUGGCCAGUUCUUCACCUGGGGGCAGAACAACUAUGGCCAGCUGGGCCUGGGGAAAGAAUGCCCCUCACAAGCCACGCCACAGCGUGUCAAAUUUCUUGACGGGAUUCCUUUGGCACAGGUUGCUGCUGGUGGGGCUCACAGCUUUGCCCUGUCUCUCUCAGGAGCUGUGUUUGGUUGGGGGAAGAACAGCUCAGGACAGCUGGGCUUAAGUGAUGAACAAGAUCGAGAGACCCCUUGCCAUGUGAAGCUCUUACGGUCUCAAAAGGUUGUCUAUAUCAGCUGUGGAGAAGAACAUACUGCAGUUCUAACAAAGAGUGGAGGGGUGUUCACGUUCGGUGCAGGUUCCUGUGGGCAGCUCGGCCAUGAUUCCAUGAAUGAUGAGGUUAAUCCCCGAAGAGUGCUGGAACUGAUGGGCAGUGAAGUGUCCCAGAUUGCUUGUGGCAGACACCACACUCUUGCCUUUGUGCCUUCUUCUGGAAUGAUCUAUGCAUUCGGCUGUGGAACAAGAGGCCAGCUGGGAACUGGACACACUUGCAAUGUUAAAUGCCCAUCUCCAGUCAAAGGUCAUUGGGCAGCUCACAAUGGGCAGCUCUCAGGGAAGCCUGAUGCCUGUAAAUAUCAUAUUGUUAAACAUAUCUUCUCUGGAGGAGACCAGACAUUUGUACUUUGCUCCAAGUAUGAGAAUUCGUUGCCAGCUGAUGAUUUCCGGACCAUAAAUGAAAGCCAUUAUACCUGUUUAAUAAAUGAUGAAACUAUAGAUGUUUGGAGACAAAACCUUUUAGAAAAAAACAGCUCUAAUUCUGUCAAUAAUGUUGUGCAGAUCCUGUCCUCUGCUGCGUGCUGGAAUGGAAGCUUCCUGGAGAAGAAAAUUGAUGAGCACUUUAAGACCAGUCCUAAAAUCCCAGGGAUAGACCUGAAUUCCACGCGAGUGCUGUUUGAGAAGCUAAUGAACUCUCAGCAUUCUCUUCUACUAGACCAGAUCUUGAAGAGCUUUGAAAGCUUUUUGAUUCCUCAGCUGUCAAGCUCACCACCAGAUGUUGAGGCAAUGAGAAUCUAUUUGAUUCUACCUGAAUUCCCGCCAUUUCAAGACUCAAAGUAUUAUAUAACAUUAACGCUUCCUCUAGCAAUGGCCAUUCUGCGUCUGGAUACAAACCCGAGCAAAGUUUUAGAUAAUUGGUGGUCUCAGGUGUGCCCAAGAUAUUUCUUGAGGUUAGUGGACCUCUAUAAAGGUGCAGUCGUUUACCUCCUCAGUGGACGAAAGACAUUACUGAUCCCCGUCCUUUUCAGUAGCUACAUUACAGCUGCUCUCAGACUGCUGGAGAAGCUGCACAAGGUAAAUCAGAAAGUCAGACAUGUGGAAUAUGACAAGUUUUAUAUCCCAGAGAUUUCUAGCUUGGUGGACAUUCAGGAAGACUAUCUCAUGUGGUUCUUGCAUCAAGCAGGAAUGAAAGUAAGGCCAUCUAUCAUGCAGGAUCCUGUGACACUCUGUUCUUACCCUUUCAUCUUUGAUGCUCAAGCCAAGACCAAAAUGCUACAGACAGAUGCAGAACUACAAAUGCAGGUGGCAAUCAAUGGUGCAAACUUGCAAAAUGUCUUCAUGCUUCUCACUCUGGAGCCUCUGCUGGCCAGAAGCCCUUUCCUAGUUCUUCAUGUCCGCAGGAGCAACUUGGUUGGCGAUGCUUUGAGGGAGCUGAGCAUUCAUUCAGAUAUUGAUUUGAAAAAGCCUCUUAAAGUGAUCUUUGAUGGCGAGGAGGCUGUUGAUGCUGGAGGGGUUACAAAGGAAUUUUUCCUUUUGUUGUUAAAAGAGCUCCUAAAUCCCAUCUAUGGGAUGUUCACUUACUAUACAGAAUCCAACCUGCUCUGGUUUUCAGAUAAGUGUUUUGUAGAACACAAUUGGUUUCACCUGAUUGGCAUAAUAUGUGGACUUGCCAUAUACAACUUCACUGUGGUCGACCUCCAUUUUCCGUUGGCUCUAUACAAGAAGCUGUUGAACGUGACACCUUGCUUAGAAGAUUUAAAAGAGUUGUCCCCUACAGAAGGAAGGAGUCUUCAGCAAGUUUUAGAUUAUCCUGGAGAAGAUGUAGAAGAAAUGUUCUGCUUGAAUUUUACAAUUUGCAGGGAAAGCUACGGCGUGACAGAGCAGAAGAAAUUAAUACCUGAAGGAGACAAAAUUACAGUGCAGAGGGACAAUCGGCAAGAAUUUGUUGAUGCCUAUGUGAAUUAUAUCUUCAAUCUCUCAGUCCAUGAAUGGUAUACAGCCUUCUCUACUGGCUUUCUGAAAGUGUGUGGUGGGAAAGUGCUUGAACUCUUUCAGCCCACAGAGCUGAGGGCCAUGAUAGUUGGGAACAGCAAUUACAACUGGGAGGAACUGGAAGAGAGCACUAUCUACAAAGGGGAUUACUCUGCUACACACCCAACAGUGAAGAUGUUCUGGGAAACCUUUCAUGAAUUUCCCUUGGAAAAGAAGAAGAAAUUUCUGUUGUUCCUGACCGGCAGUGACCGCAUUCCUAUCUAUGGCAUGUCAAGCUUGCGCAUGAUCAUCCAGUCCACGUCAAGUGGAGAGCAGUACCUGCCGGUGGCUCACACCUGCUAUAACCUCCUUGAUCUACCUAAGUACAGCAGUAAGGAGAUCCUGAGCGCACGGCUCACAAAAGCCAUUGAUCACUAUGAGGGGUUUAGCUUGGCCUGACCAGCACGAGAAAAAUGCAGGCAACUGUCCACAGAGGAACACCAGUGGAGUUGGCUCUAUUUUUGUGAAGUAAUGGAUCAAACUAUUUAAAAUAAUUAGAUACAGAGGCCAUGGAGACCCAGCUGAUCUGUGAAUGUUUUGGGGGAUUUUAGCAGGGAGAGGAAAUUGCUUUGGCAUUUCUAACCCACCCAGCAAAGUGAGUUCAACCUUGUUUUGUUUUCAGUUUUUGUUUUCCUAACGGCUUCUUGCAGUUUUCACCUCCCUCCCUCCUUCCCCCAACAGCCUUUUAAAUCAGCAUCACUGUUUUGAUCUUUGUUGUUCCUUCAAUGGUAGAACUGCUGGGUGAAAUGGUGGUCUCUCUCUCUCUCCUUUCUUUUUUUUAAACUGUGAUUCCUCAGCCCUUCUCCACCCCUUUAAAUUGCAAGCUGGUUCUUGCUUGCUUAGAAUUGAUAUAUCCUGUCCCUUCUGCACUGCUUCCCUCUAUCCAGGGCAGCUGAGUACUGGCUGGGUCCUUUUAUGUAAAGCUCUGUCCCCAAAAUCCCCCCGCACAAUACACUUCUCAUGGUACGUAUUCAUUAUGUUUGCACCAGACUGUCAAGACUGUGGGUUAUGUAGGGUGAUUUUUCUUUGGUUUUGAAUUUUGCUUCCAAAUGGAGUCACCUCAAGCUUUUAAGGAGUUCUCUAGAGUGGGCUUGUGUAUAGAGUUGAGGAAGAACAAAUCUUAACUAUAAUAAUGUUUCCUGUAUUGCAUCUCUCCUAUACCAUGUUCGUUUUUGGCAAGUCUGCAAUAAUAAACCAAGGUGAGGGCUGAACUUGGCCCUUUAGUUUUCCCAUUGUUAGAUGCUAGAUAGCUGUUCUUCUGCCAUCCUACCCUUUUGGAGGAGUUGCACAGGUAUCAAAGAGUUCCAAUCUCCAAAAGAAAAAAAAAUCAAACCCAAGUGACAAUGUAGCCCCCUCCUUCCCUUCUCCCCCCUUUAUGGCUGUGUGUAUUUGCAGUCAGGGUUUUUUGGGGUUUUUUGUCGUUGUCGCUGUUUGUUUUAUUUUAUAUUUAACUAUUUGACUGCAAUACUUGACAUUUUUUUUCUCCAUUAAAUUUGGGACUCUUAAGGACAAUCUUUUAUUGAUCAGAUUUUGAAAUGUACAUUAAUAGUCCUGGGAGAAAGAAGAACUAAACAUCUGUUUCCCAAAAGAUUAUGGCUCCUGCCUCUUCCCCCUCCUCCAUAAAGAAUUAAAAUGGUGAGCAAUCCCUCAUUUUCCAAAAUUUGGUGUAAACCUAAUUUUAAACCUAUGGUGGUUGCAGAACGGACUCAUUUAUAAAUCAUGCAUUACUUAUGCACCGUGUUCAAUAUGUAGUAUUGAACUUUGCACCUCCUGAGAAAAAAGAAGUUGUAAGCUUUCAGGUUUUUUAAACGAGGUAAGGGGCUAUGUUGGUAGCCUCGCAGCCUCUUUAUAAUACAGCAUUAAAGACAAAUAUACAGAUCUAUGAAAUGUUUAUUUUCUAUGUGUGUGUACAUAGUUCAGUAUUAUGCAAUAAAUUUGAUGUUUAAUUC